This is a messenger RNA of Pyricularia grisea, 1836 nucleotides long. RefSeq lists its product as uncharacterized. The coding region runs from base 1 to 1836 and encodes 611 amino acids. Lineage: Eukaryota; Fungi; Ascomycota; Sordariomycetes; Magnaporthales; Pyriculariaceae. The record is from RefSeq and is a predicted model, not a curated record. Gene Ontology annotation, molecular function: protein kinase activity; ATP binding. Gene Ontology annotation, biological process: protein phosphorylation. The transcript has a single exon.
AUGGAUCUCGACUCCCUCGCCAUACACGAUAUAGUGCACCCCACAGCUGCAUUCUCGCAGGAUGAAUAUAUCCCAGAAGGCGAGCACCAGGAGGUUGGGGAGCAGGUCCACUGCACAUAUGCCUCUGAUGACUGGGAAAACUCCCAGCUCAACCCCAAAAACCGCAUCGACAGCCUUGAUCUCCCCGAGCCGCCCUUGUGGCGCAUUGAUGGUUCGGCAGGCCUCGGAACUCAGUACUAUGCAAUCCCUCUUUUUCUAGGCAAAUUUCCGCCUCUCCGCAUAGAUGUUUUCGUUGCAGAACAUCUGGGAAAGUCAUCGCCUCUGUUGCGGUCGCUCCUCGACCUUGACCAGGCUUUUCACACCAAGGACGCUGCCAGGGUCAACCGACUUGGGAUCACUAGGCACAUCGUCCGGGCCUUGCACAUGUGGGCCAAGAGGAUGAUUGACGCGGGCGAGCUAGAUAAGCUCGAGGACAUUUUCCUCAGACAGCCGUUUGGAACCAAGCUCAUUUUUGAGAACCUGGAUUUGAACGUAGCCAAAAUCAGAAUUAGUGUCGACCCGAAUCACGAUCUCGAGCUGCGGCUGCUUUCAGUCGGGGACCUUGCCGCUAUGUGGAACAUGCCGGUGGAUGACUUUCCGCCGUCCAAAGACAUCACCGAUCUUGAGUUUGUCACGCAGCUUCAUGACAGCGUAUGCGUUGUUCGUUCCCCUGGUGACGUCGGGGCUGGCAUGAAUGGUGAGGGUGAGGGCGAUGGUGAACAGCUCAUCCUCAAAGCCCUCUCAAGCUCGAAUCGUUAUCUGUACCACGAGCUGAAGAUUCUAUUGACUAUGCCUCCACAUCCAAACAUCAUGUCGAGACCCAUACAUAUCAUCACCAAGCAGUGCAACUUUGGGAACAAGAAGGGAAUCAUUGGCUUCACACUGUUUUAUCAUCGGACAAGCUCGAUUCGCGACCUGAUACCCUGGAUGCGCAUCCACAACAAGCUCAAAGUACAGGAUCAGAUCAAGUGGGCGAUUCAACUCACAUCGGCUCUGAUCCACAUCCGCGAAAUGGCAAAGACAUGUUAUCCGGACUUGCGCCUAGAUAAUGUUGUCCUCUCGGAAGAAGGGGAUGCCGUCAUGGUCGACUUUGAGCAACGUGGCGUGUGGUGCGAAUUCGGGUCCCCCGAGGUCAACAACAUUGAGUUCCUGCGAAUUCUUGCGUGCGACGAUCCUUCGGAAUUCACAGGGUCAGAUGCUGAGCCCACAAUUGGUGAAGAGCUGCGUGUUGGCUACUCGGAGCUUCUGAAGCGGCUGGUCCCUAACUGGGAGGAGUUGUACUUCAACAGCGACUACAACAACCCAUCGCAGGGCUAUAAUAUAGCCUGGAAAGCAUUGACUCCGGCUCAGCAGGAAGCCGCCGAGGUGUACAUGCUCGGAAGAGUGUUGUGGUGUCUUUUCGAAGGGCAAGCGGCGCCGAAGCGCGGGGCGGUGUGGCAGUCUUACCGCCGGGAGACAGAUAUCGAGUUUCCAAACUACAGUGAGCGCAUGCCCGCGGCGAUGCGCUCUCUUAUUGACCGGUGUACGGCAGGUAGACGGCAGGCAUGGAGUGAUCAGGUCUCGCGGGUUCGUAGUCGCGUCGUGCUUAAGAGCGGCGAGGUCGUUUCCACCAUCGAGUUACGCCGGCUGGCCAAGGAUUGGUGGAGGCGAGAGCUGCAAGAAAAUGGGCUAUAUCUGGACGCCCAGGGCCGUGGCGCCGAUCUGGACAAAUUGAAGAGAAUUGACGCGUCGGCACAGCGACCGAGGCUGAGGGAGGUCUUGGGAGAGCUCAAGCAGUUUGAGGCGUCUUUGGAGUGA